Molecule: messenger RNA, 2124 nt
Organism: Mus pahari (shrew mouse)
Lineage: Eukaryota; Metazoa; Chordata; Mammalia; Rodentia; Muridae
Gene: Hvcn1
Product: hydrogen voltage gated channel 1
Exons: 8
Coding region: 243-1052 (269 amino acids)
Biological process (GO): proton transmembrane transport
Cellular component (GO): plasma membrane
Molecular function (GO): voltage-gated proton channel activity
Source: RefSeq, a predicted model, not a curated record
GCCCGCCCCUUGGGCUCUUCAGUGCAGGGGUGUGCCUGAGUCUCUGCCCUGGGAUGAGAACAGAGUUGAGCAGACUGCCGCCAGGUGGAGAGAGCCAGCCAGCUGCAAAGGAGCGCUGCAAACUACCAGCAGGCGCUGCUCAAACAGACCUGUGAGGACAGAUUGCAGAGCGUCUACUCGAGACAGCAGGGUGACAAGUCUGCCUCCAGUUCUCUCACUGUUGGAUCUUGAGAAACAGGAAAAUGACUUCCCAUGACCCAAAGGCCGUCACUCGCAGAGCCAAGGCGCCUUCCGCCAAGAGGAUGAGCAAGUUCUUGAAGCACUUCACGGUGGUUGGGGACGACUACCACACGUGGAAUAUCAACUACAAGAAGUGGGAGAAUGAGGAGGAGGAGGAGGAGCCAGCACCCACAUCAGCGGAGGGCGAGGGCAGUGCUGCGGGACCAGAUGCCGAGGCUGGCUCUGCCUCCGCGCCCAGGCCGUCCCUGGACUUCAGGAGCCGGCUGAGGAAACUCUUCAGUUCCCACAGGUUUCAGGUCGUCAUCAUCUGCCUGGUGAUCCUGGAUGCCCUCCUCGUGCUUGCUGAACUCCUUCUAGAUUUGAAGAUCAUCGAGGCAGACGAGGAAGACUACGCGGUCACGGCGUUCCACUACAUGAGCUUUGCCAUCCUGGUCUUCUUCAUGUUGGAGAUUUUCUUUAAAAUCUUUGUCUUCCGCUUGGAGUUCUUCCACCACAAGUUUGAGAUCCUGGACACCAUUGUGGUGGUGGUGUCUUUCGUUCUGGACCUCGUCCUCCUGUUUAAAAACCAUCACUUCGAAGCUCUCGGUCUGCUGAUCCUGCUGCGGCUCUGGAGGGUGGCCCGGAUCAUCAAUGGCAUCAUCAUCUCCGUGAAGACGCGCUCAGAACGGCAGAUCUUAAGGCUAAAGCAGAUAAACAUCCAACUGGCCACCAAGAUCCAGCAUCUGGAAUUCAGCUGCUCCGAGAAGGAACAGGAAAUCGAGCGGCUCAACAAGCUGUUGAGACAGAAUGGACUUCUCGGGGACGUGAACUAGCCUUCCAGACGCUCCACCUGGAGUAGCUGGGCUGUGGCCAGGGAGCCAGCGUGUGGUGCAAAAUCCAGUCUCCAUCUCUGCCUUGGCUUGCACCCCUGGAUGCUGGGGACACAUCUUCACUGGUACUGUGGUCUCCUCAGCGUCCAUGCCCUACGCCUGCAGCAAGGGGAUCGUCGCGCCAACCUUUUCUCAAGCUGGACUCCACUGUCGCUUGAAAAUGAUCAAGGAAGCUGGGCUUGUAAAACCAACUUAAUGCACAUCCUGAAAGGAGCUGGAGCCCGCACCCCGACCAGCCCACUCUGGAAAAACCUUUCUUUACUAGAAGGUCCCCAGCUUUUCCUGCUGCAUCCCCUAGGGGAGCUAUCAUGGUAUCCAGUCCCUCCUCUGCAGCAUCCAGCUGUACCAUCAGCUUCAAUGGCCCUGCACCCACCACAUUCUCUCAGUUACUGUACAAUUAAUGUAUAACAUAAGCGCUCUCCUUCCCCAGGGCUUGCCCACCAGCAUCUCUCAGUUACUGUACAAUUAAUGUAUAACAUAAGCGCUCUCCUUCCCCAGGGCUUGCCUACCACAUUCUCUCCUCAGUGGCAGCCCACACCAGCCCAUCAGUUAUACAACCAGCACACAGCAGGGCCCCAAGACUGCCCUGUAAUUGCACGAUCUCGGGGACCAACCCCCUUGUGCGCACACAGUUUUAUACAGCCCCUUGCUGGUUUGUACCUCUCCAGUGCUGACGGGCAUUCUGAAGGCAACUCCCACUAGACCAGGGAUGAUGCACAGAGGAGGUGGCUCUCCGUGCACUGCCACGUCACACUCUGUUCCCUCCCAUCUCCCGGAGGGGUGUGGCCUUUGACCUGUAUGUGCAGGGUGUUGGACCCAUCUGACCCAACACAGUAGCCCAGCAAAGUUUCUAAGAGGGAAAAGGCAGUGGAGUGGGGCAGAGGGCUGCUUGAAGGGUAACAGCCGCAAGGGGAGGUGGCAGCUAGGUUCCUGUCCUCCUGCGCCUGGGGCCCAGGUGCCCACUGCUGCGGAAGGAAAGACCUUCAGGAUGGGUAGUCCUGCGGGGGCCAGCUCA